Molecule: messenger RNA, 1653 nt
Organism: Austrofundulus limnaeus
Lineage: Eukaryota; Metazoa; Chordata; Actinopteri; Cyprinodontiformes; Rivulidae
Product: myosin-6
Exons: 15
Coding region: 66-1652 (528 amino acids)
Biological process (GO): actin filament organization
Cellular component (GO): myosin complex; membrane; cytoplasm
Molecular function (GO): microfilament motor activity; actin filament binding; ATP binding
Source: RefSeq, a predicted model, not a curated record
GUCACCAUUCUAUCUCAAGGGCCAGUACACCUCAGUGCUGCGUGUUGGGGUUUAUAAGGUGAAAAAUGGGUGACGCUGCCAUGAAAGAGUUUGGGGCAGCUGCCCCGUACCUGAGGAAGUCAGACAAGGAGCGCCUGGAGGCCCAGACUCGUCCGUUCGACAUGAAAAGGGAAUGUUUUGUUCCUGAUUCAGACGAGGAGUACGUGAAGGCUUCGAUCGUCAGCCGUGAGGGGGAUAAAGUCACUGCUCAGACGGCGAAAGGGAAGACCGUCACUGUGAAGGAGUGUGAUGUGCACCCUCAGAACCCACCUAAGUUUGAUAAAAUUGAAGACAUGGCCAUGUUCACCUUCCUUCAUGAGCCAGCUGUGCUGUUUAACCUCAAAGAGCGUUACGCAGCAUGGAUGAUCUAUACCUACUCUGGGCUGUUCUGUGUGACUGUCAACCCCUACAAGUGGCUGCCGGUCUACAACCAGGAGGUGGUCAUCGCCUACAGAGGAAAGAAGAGGAGUGAAGCUCCUCCUCACAUCUUCUCCAUCUCUGAUAAUGCCUACCAGUACAUGCUAACAGACAGAGAAAAUCAGUCAAUUCUCAUCACUGGUGAAUCUGGUGCUGGGAAAACAGUCAACACCAAGAGAGUUAUUCAGUACUUUGCCAGCAUUGCAGCUGGAGGUGGAAAAAAGGAAGGAAGCUCUGAGAAAAAAGGCACUCUGGAGGAUCAAAUCAUCCAGUGUAACCCAGCACUGGAAGCCUUUGGCAAUGCAAAAACCAUCAGGAAUGACAAUUCUUCCAGAUUUGGUAAAUUCAUCCGUAUUCAUUUUGCAGCCAGUGGGAAAUUGGCUUCAGCUGAUAUCGAAACAUAUCUGUUAGAAAAAUCCCGGGUCACCUUUCAGCUCAAGGCUGAGAGAGAUUAUCACAUCUUCUAUCAGAUUCUCUCCCAGAGGAAACCUGAGCUGCUUGAGAUGCUGCUCAUCACCAACAACCCCUACGACUACGCCUUCAUCUCCCAAGGAGAGACGACUGUAGCCUCCAUUAAUGAUGCUGAAGAGCUGCUCGCCACUGAUGAAGCUUUUGAUGUUUUGGGCUUUACUCAAGAGGAGAAGAACGGCAUUUACAAACUGAUUGGUGCCGUCAUGCACUACGGUAACAUGAAGUUCAAGAACAAGCAGCGUGAAGAGCAGGCUGAGGCAGAUGGUACCGAAGAUGCCGACAAAGUUGCUUAUCUGAUGGGCCUGAACUCUGCUGACCUCAUCAAAGGUCUCUGUCACCCGAGAGUUAAAGUUGGAAACGAGUGGGUCACCAAGGGACAAAAUGUUCAACAGGUGUACUAYGCUGUCGGUGCACUGUCUAAGGCAGUGUAUGAGAGGAUGUUUCUGUGGAUGGUGGUGAGGAUCAAUCAGUCCUUGGACACAAAGCAGCCGCGCCAGUACUUCAUUGGAGUGUUGGAUAUUGCUGGUUUUGAGAUCUUUGAUUUCAACACUUUUGAGCAGCUGUGCAUCAACUUCACCAAUGAAAAACUGCAACAGUUCUUCAAUCACCACAUGUUUGUGCUGGAGCAGGAAGAGUACAAGAAAGAGGGAAUUGAAUGGACUUUUAUUGACUUUGGUAUGGAUCUGCAGGCCUGUAUUGACCUGAUUGAAAAGGUGGGAUACUGAA